AUGGAAGUGGUAAAAAAGAGUGUCUGGGAUAUUCUGUUUCUUUCUGUGGGAAUAUGCUUCUUGUCUUCUGUGGUGCUUUACAUUUGCAUUAAGAAAGUCAUCAAUCCAGGGAAGAAAAGGCACGGGAAAGUGCUAGGGAAAUCAGGCUCCAAGCGAAAAAACAAGAAAACUGUGGAUGUAAUGAGUAGUAAUAACUCUACAGUAAGCAUUGAAAUAAGCACAGCAGAAAUGGAUUAA
This is a messenger RNA of Nematocida ausubeli, 237 nucleotides long. RefSeq lists its product as uncharacterized. NCBI's taxonomy places the organism in Eukaryota, Fungi, Microsporidia. The record is from RefSeq and is a predicted model, not a curated record. The coding region runs from base 1 to 237 and encodes 78 amino acids. The transcript has a single exon.